UCGCAAAAAUGGCCCCAAAAUCGAGCGUCCCCUCCAAGAACGACAUCGCCGUCCCCGAGACGCUUCUCAAGAAGCAGAAGUCCCAGCAGAAGGCAAACGAUGCCCGCGCUGCCGAGUUGAAGAAGAAGCGAGAGGCCAAUAAGCAAAAGCGCUCCGUCAUCUUCGAGCGUGCCAAAGGCUACACCGAGGAAUACCGCAAGGCAGAGCGCGACCUCAUCGAGGCCAAGCGCACAGCUAAGCGGGAUGGCUCUUUCCACGUCCCCGCUGAGCCCAAGUUGAUCUUCGCCAUCCGUAUCAAGGGUAUCAACAAGAUCGACCCUAAGAAGCGCAAGACUCUCCAGCUCCUCCGUCUUCUCCAGAUCAACAACGGUGUAUUCAUCAAGGCAACCAAGGCUACUCUUGAGAUGCUGAAGAUCGUUGAGCCAUACAUUGCUUACGGUUAUCCUUCCCACAAGAACGUUCGUGAGCUUCUCUACAAGCGCGGAUACGGAAAGGUCAACAAGCAGCGUAUUCCCAUCACCGACAACGAGGUCAUUGAGGGUGUUCUUGGACAGUUCGGAAUCAUCUCCAUUGAGGAUCUCAUCCAUGAGAUCUUCACCGUUGGCCCCAACUUCAAGCAGGCCUCCAACUUCCUCUGGCCCUUCAAGCUCUCCAACCCCACUGGCGGUUUCCACACCAGGAAGUUCAAGCACUUCAUCGAGGGUGGAGAUCUCGGCAACCGUGAGCAGCACAUCAGUGCUCUCAUCAAGCAGAUGAACUAGGCUAGGAAUUGAAUUUUUUGGUGGCG
Molecule: messenger RNA, 787 nt
Organism: Aaosphaeria arxii CBS 175.79
Lineage: Eukaryota; Fungi; Ascomycota; Dothideomycetes; Pleosporales
Product: 60S ribosomal protein L7
Exons: 4
Coding region: 9-761 (250 amino acids)
Biological process (GO): maturation of LSU-rRNA from tricistronic rRNA transcript (SSU-rRNA, 5.8S rRNA, LSU-rRNA)
Cellular component (GO): cytosolic large ribosomal subunit
Molecular function (GO): structural constituent of ribosome; RNA binding
Source: RefSeq, a predicted model, not a curated record